AUAAACCAACAAAUACUCAUGAAAACGCGGAAAAACUUCGGAAGGGUUGCUUGAAGAGAAAGCUAUUUCAGACAAAAUUAUCAACUUCUAUCGCAAUGAUUUAUGAAGAAUUUAGUUUAUUACUACAGCCUCAUUUAAACUAUUUAAUCAUCGUUACCCUUAAACAGCUUGAAGUUAAUAAUAGUUUAAGAGGCUUUGCGUAUUCUUUUGGACCGGUGGAUCUCAUUACAUGGCAAACAUUCCCUGACAAUUUAGGGUUAGAAUUAAAUUUUGAUGAAGUAAUAGUAGAUUAA
Molecule: messenger RNA, 293 nt
Organism: Dentiscutata erythropus
Lineage: Eukaryota; Fungi; Glomeromycota; Glomeromycetes; Diversisporales; Gigasporaceae
Source: the annotation of a GenBank genome assembly